UUCUUUAGAAAUAAUAGUAAUGAAAGCAAAAUAAUGGCUAAUAACAGUGAAAUGCAUAAUAUUAGUGACAGAGAAGCAAGUUUUUCUUCAAGUAAAAAUGAAUCUUCUAUAUCAGCAGAGUCGAAUUCUUCGUCUAUACCAAUUCUAUUUUCACCUUAUAUAGUUUCUAGUCGUGGAAAAUCUAAUGCUCGAAAGGAACAACAAUUAAAACAUAGUUUAAGUUUCGGUCGUUCUUCAAACGACGAGGAUAUUCCUACAAAGGACACUGUCAUGAAAAAUUUAAAUAUUUCAGUCGAAGAAGAGGAACGUACAGCACAAUAUUUUCACUUUAUUUUGCAUAGAGAAAUGAGUAGAUUAGUUGAAUUAUGUGAUAAAUGGACGAAAAUUCAGACAGAGCCAGAAACUACUGAAGUUGGUCAAUAUGAAAUAACUAAAACGAUUGAACAAACAAAUUUGCUAAUGUAUAAAAAAUUUGAAAGAUUUCGUACAUUGAUCACUCAUUGUGAAAUAGGAAGAGGAGAAAUGUUAGUUACAUGUAAAGAUUUGCAAGGAUUCUGGGAUAUGAUGUAUACGGACAUAAGAAAUUGUGACUUGCAAUUUGAAAAACUGGAGAAACUUCGUUCACAAGAUUGGAAAGAAGAGGGUACGCUCGUUAAUAGAUCAUUUACAAAAAAAAUUGGAGAUAUUGUAGGAAAACAAAAAAAGAAAAUGACAGAAACAAUUAGGAGGAAUAAGGAAUCUAAUCAACACCUAACCAGUAAACUAAAUAAUAAAUACCAAAGGAAUAUAAGUCCUAAUAUAGAGCAUAAAAUAAAGUCCAUGUUUGUUGGCUUUAAUGAAAAUGAACUUACAAAACAUAGAAAAUCAUGUCUAUUAAAAGAUAGUUACCCAAUAACAACAAUAUCUAAAACACCGGAAGUUCAGUUAGAUGAUUCAAUAUCAUAUAUUAAUUCUAAUCAAACACCAGGGAGAAGUAUAUUAAAACAACCAAAGAAUCCAUUUGAGACAAAAUAUCGUAUAAAGUCAACAAAUAAGGUCAAUUUUGAUGAUCAUAUAACUUUAAAUGAAAUACCAACUGAUGAAGAAACACAGAUAAGAUUAAAUUUAGCUGCAACAUUGUUGAGAAUAGAUAAUUUUGAUCUUAAUAGUUCUGAUGAAGUAAAAAUUGGAACAAAAAGAAAGUUGUUUGACAAUACUAGUCCUAAUGAAUAUGAAUAUGAUGUGAAACAAAAUUCACAAGAUAAUAAAAUAACAUCUGUGCAGGUACAAGCAGCAAUACCAUUACAAGAAACAAAUAAAGAUUUCAACAUACCACAAAGAAGCAUGAGAAAACAAAAUUCUCAAGAUGAAAAUGGUGUAACAUUAGAUCAAAGUGUGUCUUUAAAUAUAAAUACUUCCACACCAAUUAAGAAAGAUAAAAGUAUUUUAAAUUUAAAUACAUUAUCACAAAAACAUGUUCCUACAAGUAAUAAAAAUGAAAUUAGCAGUUGUGAUGAAAGUAUAAAAAUGUUGAGAAAUAGAACUAUUAUUUCAACGAACAAACCUAUAAAUGAAAGAAAAUCUUACAGAAAAGUGUAUGCUCAAGAACUAGAACAUAAAGAAAAUGACUCUCCUUUAGAGAAGAAAACAAGGAAACAUUCUUUUAAAAUCAAUAUUAAUAAUUGUGAAAAAAUGGAUAUAGAUGAAAAUAAUAGCAGUAAGAAGAGAUCCAUUAGGAACGUAAAAUUUUCUGAAAACGAGAAUUAUGAAGAAAGAAAUAGAUCAAUUCUGCCUCCUGCUAAAAGAUGUAAAACAUAUUCCAACAAAUUUAUUCCAAAGGAAAAUUCUGUUUCUUCGGAAAUGCAAAAAACACGACAUCUUAUGAAAUUAAGAAGUAAAAAGACAUAAUCUCUAGUCUGACUGAUGUACAAAGAGUUCAAAUAUUUGCAUAGAUUGUUUUCUUUAAAAUUUCUUUUUAAGUAUUUUGAGUUUAUAUUAUUAUAAUAUAUAAUAUUAAUAUGUAAUGUUAGAUUAAAUAGAACUUUACUGAACAACAUAUUUUUUAUAAAAAUGAUAACUAAAGAAAGUUAGAAAAUUUGUGCAUAUUACAUAACAAUAAAUACAUUAAUAAAAUUUAUUGCCGAAAUGAUAUAUAUAUUUAUAAUGAUAUAAAGCAUGGUUUAAUAUUAUAAGGAAUUGUACAAAAAAAAGAAUAAGAGAGAUUGCUCCGCUGUGAUAUAGAAAAAAGAUCAUUUGUCUGUUAAUUAUUAACUAAGAACAGAACUCUAAGUACUUAUUAUAAAGAAACGCUUAGAAACCAAAAAAUUAUUUUUCAUUAUAUAAUUUUCAAUUAGUACCAACAUUUUUUUAACGCUAGAUAGUAAUAGUGCUUAUAUUUAUUAUAAAAUAUCGUCUUUGUUGAACAAAGAUUUCAUUUUUUUGUUUUUAAUAAUAUGAUUUAUUUUUAUUUUGUUUGACUGUAAACUGUAAUCACUUCUUUUUGAUUAUUCAACGCAUUUUUAUAAAAGCUUAUCGAGUAAUAAAUGUAAAAACUGCAAUUAGUAGAAAUAAUUUAUCCUAGUUAUUCUAACAAUAAACUUGCGCGUUGAGAACUAAUGACGUUGAUCGUUAUAGUCUUCAUCGAUUGAUUAAAUUUUAAAAAAAGUCAUUUAUAAGAUUAAUCUGUGAACUCUUUUUAUUAUGUCUUCUUAAUUAAGUUUCGGGCAUUCUUCCUUUAUUGAAAGUUUGUAGUGUAAUAAACGAUUUAUAAAAUAAAUAUGUAUUAUUUAUUUAGUUUUUCCAAUUUCAAAAUUAAACUGAUUUGACGAGUUUUAUUGUGGAUAUACAACUGUUUUGGGGGCCAAAGAAUGAAGUUGAAAGUCAGUUGAAAAAGCAAUGGAGUGAUUCUUGGAGUAAAGGUCGUUUAAAUUGAUAAGAACGUUUCUAAAUCAUUUGGAUAUAAAACGUUAUUUAUAGGUUUGGACAUAUCGUCAUUUUUGACAAAUUUUACUUGUUUAAAUAGCGAUGCCUAUAUUCUAUCAGUUUUAUGAAGAAUAUUCAUUGUUUGUUCAACUUAGUUGGCCAUUAUAUACAAAAUUGAAUUUGUUUUAUCACUGAGUUAUUGCAACUAGAAAAUCAAUUUUUACUUCUAAACUUAAUAUAAAAAUGAUC
Messenger RNA from Frieseomelitta varia, 3150 nucleotides. RefSeq lists its product as uncharacterized. Gene Ontology annotation, biological process: signaling; chromosome segregation; kinetochore assembly. The annotation marks the transcript as partial. Gene Ontology annotation, cellular component: cytoplasm; nucleus; spindle pole centrosome. The record is from RefSeq and is a predicted model, not a curated record. Gene Ontology annotation, molecular function: microtubule binding. The transcript has 3 exons. NCBI's taxonomy places the organism in Eukaryota, Metazoa, Arthropoda, Insecta, Hymenoptera, Apidae.